Molecule: messenger RNA, 915 nt
Organism: Didymodactylos carnosus
Lineage: Eukaryota; Metazoa; Rotifera; Eurotatoria; Philodinida; Philodinidae
Source: the annotation of a GenBank genome assembly
AUGUCUGAUUCUGAUAAAAAGCAUGAAUUAUCCCAGCCAUUAAAUGUUCCACGAACCGGUCGUUCAUCACGUUACCGUACUCAAUCGACAGGAAGUUUAAGUUCAUCACUCGGAUCACCUGGUGGCAAUGUUAACGGUUCUUACAGUAAAAAAUCGACGAGUAACAAUAGUUCGAACAGCAACACCAACACUCUCUCAUUGUCAACAUCAAACGCAUCGGCAAUCGGCAAUACAAGUGGCGGUGGUAACAACGGUACAUUACCACAAUUUGAUGAAAAACAUGCUGCUGCGGGCAAUAUUUUUGAACAUCGUCAAGACUGGUCUAUUUUAAAUCGCCUACCAUUGCAUAAACGAAAUGCUAUUCAUAUACGAUUAGAAGAUGAAGGUCCAUAUGGUAAUGAUGAAACGCGUUGUUUUGUACUAUCACAGUUAAGUAUCGUGGGUUGUACAGAACUAAAUUGUAUCGUAUGUCAUCAGCCAAUGAUUGUUUAUGAUCGAUAUCCAUUAGUUGAUGGUACAUUAUUUUUAAGUCCUGUAAAACAUAGUGAAAAUCCAAAAGUAUCUGUUGGCGUAUAUCAUAAUGAUCGGCAAUUAUAUUUACAUUCAAUAUGUUUGGAUUGUCUGUCGAUGCGAACUGUACUAGCUGUAUGCCGUUCAUGUAAAACAAAAUUUAAUUUUGAUCCAUUGAUUAUCGGUACUAUGUAUUAUUACGAUCUAUUUGCCGCUUUUCCGUGUUGUCAACAACGUUUGCAAUGUUCAUCGUGCGGUCAUAUAAUUAUCCAAAUUAAAGACGGUUUACAAUAUUUUAGUGCAUAUAGUCAAGAAUAUGAAUGUACACAAUGUGGUUCGAAACAAUGUCAUUUUGUCAAAGUAUUCGAUGAUACAUUUGAAAAACGACAAAUUCAAAAAACAUGA